Aspergillus neoniger CBS 115656 is the source of this 2478-nucleotide messenger RNA. Its product is annotated as PLP-dependent transferase. Bases 1 to 2478 code for a protein of 825 amino acids. Lineage: Eukaryota; Fungi; Ascomycota; Eurotiomycetes; Eurotiales; Aspergillaceae. The transcript has 11 exons. The record is from RefSeq and is a predicted model, not a curated record.
AUGUCGGCCGGUACUCCUGAGCAGCGUGAUCGCAAUCACCAGAAAAAUAUCCAAACUAUACUGGAAGAACUGGAAAAUGCUAGAUUAGCUUAUUUCCCCGAUGAUGAACCAUUCAUACCGGAAGAUGUAAAGAACAAGGACCUAUACCAGUUGAUUGUGAAGAACUUCAGCGAGGUGGUACAGAAAGUUGCGCACCUGAUGGGACAGCAGUCAAUUCCGUUCUGGUCACCUAAAUAUGAAGGACAUAUGUGCACCGACAUGACCAUGCCAGCUCUUCUGGGCUAUUUCAUGACUAUGCUGUACAACCCGAACAAUGUUGCUUUGGAAGCAAGUCCAUUCACGACCUAUGCGGAGAUUGAAACGGAAGAGCAGCUUUGCGAGAUGUUUGGGUACGAUGUUGGUCCCAAUGAUUCGCCCCGGGGAUGGGGUCACAUUACUGCUGACGGGGCAAUCGCCAAUUUGGAGUCUAUCUGGGUGGCCCGCAACCUGAAAUACUACACAUUAUCGCUCUACCUUGCUAUCAAGAAAGGAAAACUACACUUCUUGACUGGCAAGUUCGAGAUCGAGAACUACAAGGUGAUGGUGGAUUACAAUAUCCAAAAUAUUAGUAGAAGCCAACUGGAAGAGGAUUUCCUGGAGACUGAUGUUGUCAACGACGUGAAGUUCCCAUUCAGGUACAUGGUAGGAAAGACUCGCCAUUACUCUUGGCCCAAAGGCGCCGCAAUCGCUGGUCUCGCCUCCGACUUCAUGUAUGGAAUCAAAGUAGACCUAGAGGCGAGACUCGACGUCGAGGAACUACGAAAGGAACUUCAAACUUGUUUCGACGAAAAGCGACCCGUAUCAGGGGAUGAUUUCGAGAAGAUGGGAAUGUCAUUCUUGCUCCACGCCGAUGCGGCAUGGGGUGGGUAUUUCUCCACCAUGCUGCCGAGAGGUAAAGAGCUAGAACAACAAGCUGAAGACCUUAAGAAACAAACGACUUCUAAAGACUUUGUUCCAAGUUUAACCAUGAAAAGGCAAACAGCUGAGGACCUCAAAGCCCUCAAACACGUGGACUCUAUUAGAGUUGACCCACACAAAGCCGGUUACGUUCCAUACCCGGCAGGCAGCUUGGUGUACCGGGACGGCCGAAUGAGGUUUUCGACUCCAGUAUGGGAAUCUUCGGCGCUGAGGGAAGUAAGCCAGGAGCUGCAGCAAUGUCGACGUGGCUCUCAAACAAAACCAUCGGUCUCAUUUAAUACGGCUAUGGAGCACUCCUUGAAGAGACUGCAUUUACCAGUGCUAGAGAUGUUUAUCUGCGUUCCCUUGAAUCGACCGCCCGCAGAGAAUGGAAAUGGUUACUUCUCCACAGAAGCCAGAAAAGAAAGGGAACUCAUUCGAGACAAGUUCCUAAGAAAGUCAAAUGACGACAUUGCUGCAGCAGACGAGGAUGGAAAGCUGAUGGAAUUGCUCCGCGAGUUGGGAUCGGACUUGAACAUCAACGCCUUUGCUCUAAACUGGUUUGAUGAGCAUGGACACCUAAAUGAGGACCUGGAAGAAGCAAAUAAUCUCAUGAAGAGGGUUGUUGACAGAUUCUCUGUCAACUCUUCAGACAGUAGUCCGACCACGCGACCGCUAUACCUGACCUCGACGGAAUUCGAGCCUGAGUUGUACGGCGAAUGCGCACAAGAGUUCAUGCACCGGAUAGGCGUGAAGAAGAUGCCGCAAAAUCUAUUCGUAUUGCGAAACGUCGUCAUGAGCCCCUUCCCUACGGAUAUGAAAUUCAUCGAUGGGUUGAUGCGAGAGUUUAAGAAAGUUGUGAUGCAGGAGGUGAUUGUCAGUCGGGAACGCAACAAACAGGGCCGUCAGCAGGCAUCGUGUCUUAUGCAGGGUACGGAUGAGGUGUUCUUGGUUUACCAGCCCUCCUUCCAUGAAGCGACUAAGAAGGAACAAAUCAUCGUGACCGCCGAUAUUUGGCACAAAGGCGAUUACGUGAGCUUGAAAAGAAGUGGGAAAUACAAGCAGAUAACGUUGGAGUCACAUCACAACAUCAACCUUGAAAAGAAAUUGAAACUAUUGGCAUGGAAGAGUUCAAGGCCACUGAUGACAGAAAAGGGGAAGAAAGAAGGUCAGGAUAAAGAUGAGGAUCACAAUAUAGACUAUCCGGAAGGAUCUAUGCAGCCAACUCACGAGCCUCUGCCCGAUAAAUUCUUCUUCCGUCAAGGCUCGCAAAACCUGCGGGUGAAGGUGUGGGAAGAUCCCUUUGAUGCUUGGGCAGAGGGUCCAGGCUUACUGAACAACCUUGGCAACACCAUUGCUGAAGGUACGAUGAGUCUGGGUAACGAAGUGCAGGUGGAUGCAGAACCUGUCAAUUAUGACCCCAAUGGAUCGGUGCCGCCUGACCCUAGCGGCUGGCAGCAAGAGUUUGAUGCAAUCGGAAGUGUAUUGAACACAAACUGGCCGGCUGAGUUGACUGUGCCAGAAAAAGGGUUACCUAAUUAA